Molecule: messenger RNA, 8574 nt
Organism: Crotalus tigris (Tiger rattlesnake)
Lineage: Eukaryota; Metazoa; Chordata; Lepidosauria; Squamata; Viperidae
Gene: PITPNC1
Product: phosphatidylinositol transfer protein cytoplasmic 1
Exons: 9
Coding region: 2336-3289 (317 amino acids)
Biological process (GO): phospholipid transport
Cellular component (GO): cytoplasm
Molecular function (GO): phosphatidylinositol binding; phosphatidylinositol transfer activity
Source: RefSeq, a predicted model, not a curated record
AUUGGACCCAAAAUUUAUAUUGCUAAGUGAGACAGUUAAGUGACUUCUGCCCCAUUUUAAGUUGAGGACUAUGUAUAAUUUCAUAUAAAUGUUAAAUUAGAGAUUCAAAACUCCAGCAGAAGAAAAUCCAUGUGAAUUACUGUAAAUAAAAAUAAUUUAAAACAAUCAGCCACAGACAACUGAAAUAACUCAUAUUCAUAUUUUCCGAAAGUACAGAGACAAAAUUGUUUUUCUAACAAUUAAAGCAUAUAAACCAAAAGAACUUAGAAAUUGGCUAAUGCCUUUAUUAUAUGUUUUAGAGUCACAAUAAAUAAUAUAAUCCCCAUUUAGAUGUCUCAGAUUUCAUUCUUUACACUAAAACAGCUUUUAUGGCUACUCUCCUAAAAAUUAAAACUACUCUGUUUGCAAUCAAGUAUUCCCAACAGACACAAAACCAAAUCUACAUAAUCUGCCAAUAAUCUGCCAUUUUAAAAAGAAGAAUCCAAUCAAACAAGUGUAGCCAAAGAUAACUUAAACAGAGCUCUAAACUAAGAAAGGAUAUAAUUUAAUAUUGUAUGCAGUAGUUAGAUUCUUGAACAACAAUGAACAAUUAUGAAAUGUAAAAAACAACUUCGAUUUUUUUUUCCCCCAUGCAAAGAUUACAGAGAGUGUUUAUAUACUCAGCUGGUUCAGUUCAGACAGAAGGAGCAAGAAAAGGGGCUUGGCUCUUAAAAUGGAGUUCUCCUUAUUCUCUGCUUCUGUUCCCUUCUGAAGGAUGUAAGGCUAAGAUCACAUGUUCAGCAAAAACACCGUUAGUGUUUCUGAGCUCAGCCCGCAGGGGUUUGCACAAUAAAAUCUGUCAAGGGAAGGAAACCAGAUGGAAUGUGUAGCCAAGGCCCUGCUGUACUGUGCUCCAACUCAGCACAGAUGGGUUUUGCAGGAAUGAAAGCUCAGCUGCCUGUAUACACACAACACCUACAUUCCCCCCCCACACACACAAACAUAGUCCUCCCCCCCUUUUUUUUUUGUCUUGACCGAAUGAAAUCCCUAGAAAAGGCCCUAACAAUAGUCACAGGAUGUUCCCCGAAGGCUACCUUUCCUUUCUCUGUGCUGGUGAAAGACACGUGUUUCGGUUUGCCUAGAUUUCACGUCGAAAUCCACAUCUGGACCGGUCUCGCCCACCAGGCUGUCUGAUUAACAGAACAGAAUAAUAGAAUUGAAAGGGACCUUGGAGGUCUUCUAGUCCAACCCCCCUGCUCAGGCAGGAGAUCCUAUAUCCCAUUCUGAACAAAUGGCUCUCCAAAGACCUUGGUUGCUUCCUCCUCCUUCUUGGACCCCGAAGAUUUCUAAAUUUGCCAGUUGCCCUCCACUACGUCUCUGAGCGUGCACCCCUUCCCCCAACAUACACACACUUUUAAAAGAAAAAUCCUGAGCUGAUUUUCGCCCUCCAAGCAUGCCCUCCUCCUCCCGCCGCUGCCUGGCGUGUAAGCGGCUUUCCUGUCCUGUCCUUUCCUUUCCCCGCCGCCGCUUCAGCCGAGGCAGGCUCUGCUGUUUCAAAGGGUCGCCUGCCUGGCUCUGCCGCGUCCCCAUUGGCCGGAUGGGGCCCUCCUUCCUGCCGGGGCUGCUGAUGUCAGCCACGCUCUCACACCCUUGCUAAGCUUGCCGCCGCCGCCGCCGCUCUUGCUGCUGCGGCAGAACCUCCUCGGCGCGUUCAGCCACGACCCGGACAGGCAGGCUUUCCGCCGGGGUGAAGCCAGUUCCGCAGCCGAUCCGAGAGCCGGGCAGACGCCGCUCUUUAGCUCCAGAGCCCGCCCGACAGCUGCCCGUUCGGGAAGGAGGAGGGCGUUUGUUUACUAGACGGAGAAGAAAACGUUAGCGAGCCGCCUUUUGUCUUGGAAGGAAGCAUCUCCUUUGGCGGCGGCCGAUCUUCCCGGGGCGCGCGUUGCUCGCUCUAGCCUCUUUUGCCCGGACUUCGGCUUCGGGCAGCAUGUCUUGAGGCUGCGGCGGCUAAGAAAUGUCUCUGGUUGUAGCAGUCCCGGCGGAUGCCUUUGUAUGAUCGCUGCCGCCGCCUUUGGCGCCCAGCCUCCUUCGGCUUGUGCAUGUGUGAAAGGCAGCAGCGCCUGACCGCGGUUUGAAGCUGCCAACCUGGAAGAUCGGAGCACAGCAUCGCGGGGUUUUUUUCUCCGUCCUUCUCCCCGGGGGCUGGGUCAGCCUACUGGAUGGUGUCAGCGGCGACGUCUACGGUCAUUGCCAAGCGGGCGACCUCCGGGGCGCUGUAGACCGUCGGCGGCUUUGCGUUUGCAGGAUCGGGGUGCCCCGUGGUUCGCGUUUCUCCUGAACUGCUGGUUUGCAUUGAAUGUGUUGGAAUAUGCUCAUGAAGGAGUAUCGGAUCUGUAUGCCUUUGACAGUUGAGGAGUACAGAAUUGGACAGCUGUACAUGAUCAGUAAACAUAGCCACGAGCAGAGUGAUCGUGGAGAAGGUGUGGAAGUGGUACAGAAUGAGCCCUAUGAAGAUCCAAACUACGGGAAUGGUCAGCUGACAGAAAAACGGGUCUAUCUGAAUAGCAAACUUCCAAGCUGGGCAAGAGCUGUUGUCCCCAAAAUAUUUUAUGUCACAGAGAAGGCAUGGAAUUACUACCCAUAUACAAUUACAGAAUACACGUGCUCAUUUUUGCCCAAGUUCUCCAUUCACAUAGAGACCAAAUAUGAGGACAACAAAGGAAGCAAUGAUAAUAUAUUUGAUAACGAAGCCAAAGAUCUUGACCGAGAAGUCUGCUUCAUUGAUAUUGCCUGUGAUGAAAUUCCUGAGCGCUAUUACAAAGAAUCAGAAGAUCCUAAAUGCUUCAAAUCAGAGAAGACUGGGAGAGGCCUAUUAAAAGAAGGUUGGAGAGAAACUCAAGACCCCAUUAUGUGCUCCUACAAACUUGUAUCUGUGAAAUUUGAAGUGUGGGGACUUCAAACUCGAGUUGAGCAGUUUGUCCAUAAGGUGGUCAAAGACAUAUUGCUAAUUGGUCACCGACAAGCAUUUGCGUGGGUGGAUGAAUGGUAUGACAUGACUAUGGAUGAAGUCCGAGAAUUUGAAAGAGCAACUCAGGAAGCCACCAACAAGAAAAUUGGAAUCUUCCCUCCUGUGAUAUCCAUCUCGAAUAUCUCCCUUCCCUCUUCGAUCCGCAGUGGUCCUUCUAGUGCUCCGUCUACACCUCUGUCUACAGACGCACCAGAAUUCCUAGCGGUUCCGAAAGAUCGUCAGCGGAAAAAGUCUGCCCCAGAAACUCUCACGCUGCCAGAUCCAGAUAAAAACACUCUCUAAACCCAGCAUGGUUUUUUUUCCCUUAUGACAAGCUAUGACUGACAGAAUAUCAUUUGCAAAGUUCACGGUAGUUGUUCAAUUUAAACAAAUAUUAUUGAUCUGGAAUCAUGCAUUUCCCAUUCCCACCCACCCACCCCGUUCCCUUAGUCUUCCCCUGAAACUAGUUAGCUAAAUGCAUGCAAGGUCAUAGUUCAUGUGCUCUGAUUCCCAAACUAAAGCUCUAAGCCAUAUGACAAAUGUUGCUAUCAACCCAGAAUGAAAUAGCUGGUUAAAAAAACAAAAAAAACAAGCAAAAGCAGUCUCUUGUAGUGAUGGCUGCAAACAGAAGAUGUAGAAUUGCAGUGUUGAUGACUGGAGAGGUUUACAGGGAUUUCAUGAAGCUGGUGAGGACAUCCCGAGAGAAUGAGGUUCUCUUUAGCUACAGGUUCAGACAAUAUUUCUCAUUUCAAGCCAUUAUAUCUCCAUUUCUGAAAUCCUUUUUUAUUCUCAGGCCGAAUGCACCUUAAAGUAAACCUUGGAACUGCUGAUUCACUGAUCAACACUUGAAUACCAAUAGAUUCAGCUUUCUUUUUAUAGAAUACAACUCAGGAUUUGGGUGUAGCUAAUGCACACUCUUCAAAAAUUAAAGAAACAACGUGCUCUAGUUUUGUCUUAAAUUAUAAUCAUUUUGAGACCCUGGAACUAUUUGUAUCUUGCACAAAAAUUUGUAACUCCUUUUUAUUCUGUGCUGUUGUGAAACUUUUCUGUGUUGAUUUUGGAGAAUGGGGAUCUAUUGCAGGAAGAAAAAUGGAAACACCAACAAAUAAAAUAGGUUCCAAAGCCCAAAUGGGACAAAUAUAUCCCAAGAAACAACGCUAGUAUUAAUUCAUAAUUCAAUUCAGGUCUUCUGAGUUCCUAUGAAAUUAAUGAAAGUCCAGAUUGAAAACCCCAUUAAAAAGAAGAAAAAGUCAGCCUGUUUUUUGCAACAUUGUGAGUAGUCAUUCCAUGACUUGAAGUUUUGCUGAGGGUGUUCGUGCUGGCCUGUUAAAACAAAAGCAACAGAUUGUAGCACAAAUAUGUUAGGCUUACUGUUCAGUUUCUUUCUCUCAUUUUAAAAAUCCUGUAUGUACGUGUGUGUCAGUGUGUCUCUGUGUGUGUAUACACGCACACAUACAUUCACACAUAUAUACAUCCAUACACACAGGGUUUGUAGAAUGAAAUACAUAUACACACACACAAGAUAUUUAGAACCUUGCAGGUUUUUCUUUUUUAAUUUUAUUCAUGGCUCAGCCUUACAAUGUAUUCACUAUAUAUAUAUUCAGUGUGUGUGUGUGUGUGUGUGUGUGUGUGUGUGUGUGUGUGUGUGUGUGUGUUUGAAGAUGCGAGUCUCUGGUAUAUUCAUAUUCAAAAACUAAAACACAGAUCACCGAGACUAAGGAAUUUAUUUAAAAACUUAGCUUUCGUCAGCAGCUCAACCCUAAUACAUUGUAAGGCUGAGCCAUUAAUAAAAUUAAGAAAGAAAAAUCCUGGGAGAUUCAACAAUUUCUUUUAAAAAGAUGCGUCUACCAGUAAGUCUACUAUAUCAUGCUCAAGAGAGUGAGACUCAAUGCAUUGUCCAACAAGAGGUAGUUUUAUUCAACUGUGCUCAUUAUUAUUGCUUCCUUUGAAUACAGGUAGUUCUUGACUUCCAACCGGUUGCUUAGUGAUUGCUCAGUUAGGACAGCCCACCUCUGGGAACUUGCAACCUGGCUCCAAAGUUCCAACAGGUACUACUGCAAUCAUAUGAUUGCAUUUCAACCACUCAGCAACCAGCCCACAUUUAUGGGUGUUUGCAAAUCCCACAUUCUGUGACCACCUUUUAUGACAUUUUUGCCAAAAACUGGCAUUUACUUCUGGUUUUGGGCAAAACCUGCCCAUUGGAAACAAUUGGUUUGCUUAACAACCACUGCAGAAAAGGUCAUAAAAUCAGGUUGGUCAGGUGGAUGACCGUUGUACGACUCACAAUUUAUGACCAUAAUGGGCAGCUCCAUUACAGUUGUAAGUCAAAAACUACCUGUGCAGGCACUUGAAUUGAAAAUGGAAAGGAAAACAAUCUUGCACUGCUACAGUUGACAACUCAUUAAGAAGCCUCUGUCUAGUGCUUGUUUAAGAGCAAAAAAGUUAUGUGGGAAUCUUCUAAAUCUUCUGACAGAAACAAAACAACUUGCCAGCUUCCUGAGCUCCUUCAAUGGUAUUCUUUUCCAACAAUGAAAAUAGAAUUGUUUUUCUUUUGGCUUCUGGUACCUCAGAAAGCGGUAUUAGUUGCACCCAGCCAUGUACUUUGGAGAGACAAAAUAUUGGCCUGCUAAUUGCAUCACCCUUCUGUCUCAGGAAUCAAAGAUACUUCCCCAUAUACAAUUUAGAACACUUGGCAUCUGUUCCUUUCUUUACAAUUCAUUCAGAAUUGUAAAUUAAGUAAAUUUAGUAAAUUAAGUCAGUAGUUAACCACAUCUAAAUUAGAAUCAUUUGUGAAAGUGUCAUAAACAUAUAGCGAUAGUACAAGGGGAAUAUAAAAAUAUAUAUCCAGAUCUCAGGCGGGAUAAAGAUAACUUUGAAUAAUAAAAAAUUUCUAGUAAGCACGGCAGCAUGAAUUUUCAUAUGAAAAAGUGUAGCAGACUUAAAUCUCCAAUUAACUCUCAAGUGACUUCUUACUUAAAUUGUACAUACCAAGGGAACUGUUGUUUAGGUUUUAGUCAUAGAAAGGUAGAGUGGGAGAACAGAAUGCGCUAUGUGCAUUUGAAAACUCAAAAUUUGUAGUAGCUCUAAUUCUGUAUUUAAUCCCCCCAUCAUUUAGCUUCAUGCCUUUUCCCAGUUAUUACUCAAGAUAUCUUUUUCUGUCUUGCUCAGCAUUCUGAAGUUCUGUGUGACAUUUGUUAAUACAUGUUUUCAUUAUUAGUAUUAUUAUUACAUUUCUGUACAUAAAUAUAUCCUGAGUUUGUGGCUUUAAGUUAGCAGAAAAUUAUGAUAAUUUCUGUGAUUUUAAGCCAAACGUUGCUCUCUCUGUAUCUGCUGUUAGAAUCUUGCAAAAAUCAAUAAGCCAAGACAUCAAAUCAUUGUGUUGAUUUAUUUUAACUGUUUCACUUCUUCCUCAAUACUUUGGCUUGGGAAUAAGAUCAGGUGUUUUAUGCUUGUUAAAAGGCUGCAUAGUACAAAAAUGAAAGGUAAUAGCAUGCUACGGAAAAAUAAUGGACUUUUCUAUACUUUCUGCUCUUAAUGCUGCAGCAAGAAUUAUUUGUUCAACUUGAUGUGCUAUUAAAAUUGGGUGCUUAAUGAAUAGACAAAAUUUGAUUCUUCUGCAUGUCUAAAUGAUGGCUGACACAAUCCAUGUGUCAAUCUGCCUACUCUUUGCUUUUCCUAUAUUUCCAGGAAUUAGCAAAAAACAAAUGGAUGUUUCUUCAGCAUAUACACUCUUAGACACCUAUGCUCUUCACAAAUUCUUUUAUGCUCUUUUCUCAUAUUCUGUUUUCCUUCCAUGAGUUAUAAAAUUAUCCCAUUUACUUUUCUUUCUUGAUUUUUGUCCUCUGUUUUAAAAAAAACCGUAUUUCUGACACAAAAAGAACAACUAAAUUAAAUCUCUAGAAUAUUUUUGGUUGCUCUAAUGUGUCUUUUCCAUGGGGAAAAAGGUUUGGCUAAGUUGUAUUGUUGACUUGUCUGAUUUUUUGUACAGAAUAUGCUGUAUAUUUUUAGCAGUAUGUUUUUUGUGAGGAUCAGACCUGUGGAUGUUUUAUCUAUUAGUUUUGUGGAACAAAGUGGCACUUUCAAUAAAGUCUGGUGCAGCAAAACAAACAGAAGCCUGACUAGGCUUUUGUACUCUAGUCCUGGUUUCCCUUUUUUCAAUGAGAACAUUUGAUCAUUAUUAAGAAGAGAAAGGAGGAAUGUGUUCUGAAAUGAAUAUACUGCUGGCUUUAAAUUAAACUUUCCUAUCAAAAAAGGGACUCCUAAAAUUAUCUGUUUCAAAACCCAUCUUUGACCUCCUAAGCAAAAGAAUUAAAAAAAAUUAAGUUUAUUCAUGAGAGACUCAAGAAGGUUGCUCAAACUUUAUCGUUGAAAACUCUGGUGUAUUUUCAUCAGUUAUGCUUUCCAUGUACGUGAAUCUUUAAAAAUCCAUGUACAUGGGUUAGAAAUCUUCAUGGGGUUAUAUUUGCUAAGAAAGUUUGCAACAAAAAUGGCUAAAUUGCCAUAAAAUCAUUUUGAGCCUAGCUGUUUUUCACAUAUCAGUGGACAUACCGCAAUUGAUGUAAGUUUAGAUCAAUUAUUUCAUAUUGAAUGAAUUGAAAAAGCCUCAUCAAUUUUCAGGUAGAGACUUCACAAGGUGGUUGUUGUGGGGAAAAUAGGAGAAGGAAUGAGUUAUUAGGUAUGUUUGCCACCUUGAAUUAUUCAUAAAAAUAAUAAAGGUGGGAUAAUAAAUAAAUCAAAUUACUGUUAAAGGGCCCAACUGGAAUGAUCUCAUCUAGAAUAGAAAUGCUCUAGGCAAUUUUUCUUACUGCAGGUUUCUGUUUCAUUGGCAAUGUUUCAGGUUUUUUUAACAAAUCUUUUUAAAACUUGGUUGAUAGAAAUGAAAAUUGCUGUUUUUAUUUGAACCAUAAUAAGAGAGAAGUGUGUCUUUAAUCACAUAUGGGGCUGGAUUCUAAGGCACCACUCUGUGAGCAGAAAAGGUCAAAACAUGCUUAGCUGAGGGCCUCUAGUCAAGCAACAUUCCUCUCAUGCAACUACUUUGGGUUGGGAUUUGCUGCACUGGAACUUUAGAACAUGGCUGUUGUUUAAAAGACAUGCAAUGUAGGCACUUCACGGUAGUUAAAUCAUAAGACUGGGGAGGGUUCAUGAACUUGUCAGUAGGAACUCUUUAAUCACUAUCAUUCAAUCUUCUGUUUUCAUAAAGGCUUGAAGCUAAACUAAUCGUGGGGAAGGGUCUUCUUGUUUGGACAGCAUCGUCUUGGAAUUGUCCAUGUUUUUUUUUAAUGUUCCCUCUAGAAAUAGGUUUUUUGUUUCAUUUCUGUGACAAUCUUUGUGACUUUGAGUGCUGUGUAUAAUAGUGGGGUUUUUCUGUUGUUGUUUUUUUGUUUGUUUGUUUUUGGUGGUAAGGUUAGUGUAAUGAAGGAAGGACCAAAUGCUCCAAGUUACACAAUACAAGACAUGACUAGAAGAAUCUGAGUCUCAUGGUUUCCAUACAUACAUAAUUGUUGCUUUUUCAGUUAUUUAUUAUUGUUUGUAAAACUGCCUUUUCUUACAUUCUGUUGUAAAUAAACUACAAGCAAUCUUCUUUCCAA